Molecule: messenger RNA, 1195 nt
Organism: Cyclopterus lumpus (lumpfish)
Lineage: Eukaryota; Metazoa; Chordata; Actinopteri; Perciformes; Cyclopteridae
Gene: gfral
Product: GDNF family receptor alpha like
Exons: 8
Coding region: 50-1159 (369 amino acids)
Biological process (GO): nervous system development
Cellular component (GO): external side of plasma membrane; signaling receptor complex
Molecular function (GO): signaling receptor activity
Source: RefSeq, a predicted model, not a curated record
AGCAGCAGGAGAGCUCCAGUUGUCCACUGACAGCUUUACAACAGCUACCAUGCAACUGAUACAUCUUGAAGCUGCGGUCAUAUUUGGGAUUGUGAUUCCUCAUAUUUCAAGUCUCAGCAAUUUAUCUCCACCUUCUGACUGUUUGGCUGCUGUGGACACCUGCAUGUCAAAUCUAUGCAAGUGGAGCGAAGAGGCAUUUUACGACGGCGUCUGUGAGGAUGAAGGGUGCCAAAUAAAAGGCUCAGCAAUUUGUAACUUGACCAUCCAGACUGUGCUGGACCAAUUCCCAUCUCUGCACGGGUGUGUGUGUGCCUGGGAGGAGGAGCGUUGUGGCUCUAUACAAGCGCUGGCCACACAAUGCCACCAAAAGCCAGUAGGCCUAAACGAUAAUUCCGCAUCCUGCUUGGACAAAAUAGGAGUUUGUCUCAGUGAUGGAGUUUGCAACAGGUACCUCGCACCUGUCCUUCAGGCUUGCAUGUCACAGUGCGACCGCGCCCGCUGUCAGUCGGCGACUCAGCAGUUCUACGGCAACAUGCCGCACAAUGUUGCAGAGAUGCUGGUCAUGUGCGAGUGCGACACUUCAGAUCACAGCUGUCUGGAAAUGACAACUGCUCUGCACAGCGGUACAUGUGGAGGCCAGAGCCGGAUCUGCCAGGAUACAGUAAACCAGUGUGUUGAGGACAGUAACUGCAGAGACCUUUUGAAAACCUUCCGAGUGAAAUGCUGGAGCCCUGAAGAAGCCCAAUGCAGCGACAGUGACCUCCAACAUGAUGAAUGUAUCAGCCGGAUGGAUCCGGCUUUCAUCCGUGGUGAAGAGUCAGAAUGUAGAAUUGCCUUUUUGGCCACUUUGGGCACAGCACUGCACUAUCCUUGUGCAUGCAAAGGGAUGCGCAAUGACGAUAUGCUGUCGUGCAACAUUAUUCAUGAUGUGCUUCAUAACAGAUCACAUUUCAUGACACCUUGGAAAAGCAGCAGUGAUGAAUCUGAGCAAGGUCCCACAUGGUCACAUGAUUAUCUAAUGUAUGCUUUUGUAACUAUGCUACUCGUUGGAGUUGUAUUAAUACCUGUGGCCGUUGCCAGUAAAAUAUGGAUGUUGAGAAGAAAAGACAAAAUCAAAUUUCACCAUCCGCAGAAAAGUAACUGUGUUGUUAUUCUCUGAUGCUCAUUCAUCUGUUAAAUAAUAAAUACAUUAUUA